Molecule: messenger RNA, 6270 nt
Organism: Anolis carolinensis (green anole)
Lineage: Eukaryota; Metazoa; Chordata; Lepidosauria; Squamata; Anolidae
Gene: ptgfrn
Product: prostaglandin F2 receptor inhibitor
Exons: 9
Coding region: 359-3022 (887 amino acids)
Cellular component (GO): membrane
Source: RefSeq, a predicted model, not a curated record
CAGGCUUGAGUUGCCCUCCUUGCGAGUCUUCCCCUCCGUCCCGCCCUCCCUGGGCACCUGCGGGAGGGGGCCAAGGGCGGGGCAAAGGGGAAGUUGGCCUCGGUGGUUGGCUGCCUGUUGAGGAGGGGGCGUCUCCUCCACCUCUCCCCUCCUCCCGGCGCCCAGGACCAGGCAGCAGGCAGGAGGGAGGCAGGCUUUGCUCGUCUUCCUGGCGCUGGGUUUGGCGUGGCGGCCCCGCCUUCGCUGGGAACCUUAGUGGGAGCCUUCGCUCGGAGCCAGGCAGCGCCGCUGCCCAGCCGACCCUCCGUCUCAGCAGCUUCCCCCCGUCGCUCAGUCUGGAGGCGUCUUCGUCGGCGGGAUGGGGCUCCGAGGGGAGAGCGCGCCCCUUCUGCUGCUCUUCCUCUUACUCUUCGCUUGUUGCCAUGGGCGUAUUGUGAAGGUGCCUGAGGGUCCCCUUGUACGAGUUGAAGGCACAGAGGUAGUGAUUCCAUGCAACGUUAGCCAAUAUGAUGGACCCAGUGAGCAAAACUUUGACUGGGAGUUUUCUACAGACACUACUCAGAACUCUAACUUUGUACAUGUUGUGAGUACUUGGGACCCAUGGUUCACAUCUACGAAAUAUCAAGAUCGGGUUAAUAGUAUGGAGAUCACACUGAGAAGAAAUAGCAAUGAUGCUGUCGAACUUGUGAUUGGCAACAUCUAUCCUUCUGACCAAGGGAUGUACAGAUGCACCACGCCUAGCACAGAUGCUGUCGUCCAGGGAAAUUACAAUGCUGUAGUCGAAGUCAAAGUGAUUGCAGACGGCUUAACUGUUAGUGGAUCAAAAGCCCGUGCCACAUCCACAUUGAACUUAUCGGAAGGAGAUGCAUUUCAGUUGCGCUGCUCAGCUUCCACCAAUUCUUCAGAACACACCCAUCUGUAUGUGUCUUGGGAAUUCAAGAAUGGCCUUGCCUGGCAAGAAAUCCUCUCCUUGACGCAUGACGGCAAGUUCCAGUCUGGUCUGGAGUACAGUGAGCGCUAUAUCAGUGGGGAUGUGCGCUUAGAUGCCAUGGCCAAUGACAUUUACCGUUUGUCUGUGUCCCAGGCUCUUCCAACAGAUGAAGGUGCCUACAGGUGUCGAGUGAGUGAGUGGGUUAAAGGUGCAGAUGGUUCAUGGCAGAAGAUCCAAGAGAAGACCGCUGAUGUAGCAAAUGUUGUGGUACAGCCAACAGCUUUAGGUGUAUUCAUUACCAGAAGCAAUGUGACUGUAACAGAGAGAGAAUCCCUGGACCUUACCUGCAACUUCACAACAGACAGAAGUGGCAUUUUCCAAGCAGAAGUCACAUGGUAUUUCAGUAACUCACCUGAAGAUACGCUGGCAGAGGCUCAGGUUUUGCUGAGCGCAGAUCGUGAUUCUGUAAUUAGUGACUCGACCCUAAUCAGUCUCAGCCAUGUGGAUCGAAGCUCUUACCACUUGCUAAUACGUGAUGUGAGCCUUGAAGAUUCUGGCUAUUACUUUUGCCAAGCAGCUCUUUGGGUGCCACAGCACAAUGGUAGCUGGCACAAAGUAGCCGAGAGAACCUCUUUACCGGUCACUGUGGAUGUCCUGGCAGUAGAACCAAAUUAUAAUGUGUUCCUAAGUGCUUCUAAAACACCCAAGUUUGCUGAAGAUCCCACUGAACUGGAGUGUAGAAUCACAGAGGCACAGAAUACUGAAGCAAACAUACGUUUCACUGUAUCCUGGUACUACAGAUUACCCUUGCGCAGUGACGAAGUCGUAAAAGAUCUACUUCUUGCCACCAUGGAUGCAGACUGGACCCUGGUAGUUGGAGACAGAAGCAAACAACGGGCUCAGAAUGGGGAAAUUAUUUUCUCUAAGCCGACUGUGGACACUUUUCGUUUACGAAUUCAGUGGACCUCUGAAGCAGACAGGGGAGAUUACUACUGUGUGAUUUCAUCAUGGAGUAGACAGCGCAAUAACAGCUGGAUAAAGAUCAAGGAUGUGGCUUCCAUGCCUGUGAGCAUUUUAUGGUCUACGCAAGAUUAUGCGCUCACCGUAGAGGCUGUGAAGCUGAAGCCAUUCUUCAUGGCAGGGCACACUUUUGAAAUGACAUGCAAGGUGUCUUCUCAGAACAUCAGGUCUCCUCGAUAUUCAGUCCUCAUUACAGCUGAGAAAACGCUGAAUGAUCAGACUCAUCCUAACGGGACCACUCGCAUAAUUUCCCUCAAUCAAGAUUCAGUGGUCAGACGGGAAGACUGGACAGACCAGGACCGAGUGGAUGGUGUGGUUUUGGAGAAGGUCCAGGAAAAUGAGUUCCGCUACAGGAUGUACCAGACACAGAUUUCAGACGCUGGGCUGUAUCGCUGUGUGGUGACUGCAUGGUCGCCAGGGGGUGGAGGCAUGUGGCGAGAGGCAGUCAAUGGCUUAUCCAAUCCCAUCCAGAUAGACUUCCAGGUGUCAGGUCCUGUUUUUAACGUGUCGGUGCAUUCAGAUAGGACAACCAUUUAUCGAGGCGAGCUGGUGAAUUUGUUUUGCAUCAUCACUGUUGAAGGGCCAGUACUUGAUCUAGAUGACAUGUCCUUUGAUGUCUCCUGGUUUGCCAUGCGUUCCAUCACAAUGGAUAGAGAUCCUGUCUUUCUAGCUUCGUUGGAUAGGAAAGGAAUAGUGACCCAGGCCAGAAGAAAUGGAAGUAGUGAUGUCAGCUUGGAAAGAAUUGCUCCCCUGGAGUUUCGGCUUAGACUUCAUGGCUGCGAAGACCAAGACUUUGGCAACCACUACUGUUUGGUGACACCUUGGGUGCAGUCAGCUGCAGGUGUCUGGCAACAAGAGAUGGAGAUCAAGUCCAAACCAAUCCUUGUAACUGUGAAAAUGGAUGUGCUGAAUGCCUUCAAAUUUCCACUGUUGAUUGGUGUUGGCCUGUCUACAGUAAUUGGACUUCUAUCCUGUCUGAUUGGCUACUGCACUUCCCGUUGGUGUUGCAAGAAGGAGGUUCAAGAAACCAGGCGAGAGAGACGCCGACUUAUGUCUAUGGAGAUGGACUAAACAAGUGGGAGGUGGAUACACACUUUUCAAGAGGGAAGGGAUUUUGGAAGGCCUGAGGCUACUCAGUUUUGAGUGUAUUGAACCAAAAUGCCCUGACAUCAAAACCCUUUGAUCUUAUCCUGGAUCUAGAGCUGCAUCUUUUUCUACCUAUGUUUCACACUGAGGGCACUUGUUAUAUUUUUUAACCUUUAGCUCUUCUUCCAAUUGCACAUUUUAUGGGGAUAAUUCUUUCACAGGCAAAGUGUUCCACAGUGUCCUUCCAGCAGACCUUUAGACAAGGCUCACUAUCAAGGUGUGUGUAUUAAAAUAUUUCCCCCUUGUCAUUUAAUAGAAAUAUAGAAUUGGAAGACUGCUGGGAAAAAAAACACCAUCCCUUAUAACUAGUUGGCCUCUUGUUGAUAUUUCUAGAGAAGAAAAGAAACAUUCCCAUGGUCUAUUCUAGAUGUAUCUAGUCGGAAAUCUUAUGAGUAUUCAUUCUAAACUGAAACUUGGAUUGUAGUCUCAGGACCCCUAACUUUAGAAACUGCUGGUUUAGCAUUCUUGAAAACCAGUUUCUUAGAAAAUGGACAGCAAUACAAGCCAUCAUUUACAGUGUCCCACCCUUUCCAUUUUGUAUCAUCAUCAUCAUCAUCAUUCUGGUAAGAGGUGGAUCUCUCUAGCAUGGCUGUUAUCAACAGUCUCAUCAAAGGGUUGUGGGUUUUCUGAGCUAUCUCAUCAAAAUGCUGCUAGAUUUGCCACUUCUGCCCACUGUGCUGGUGGAUUCUGUUUAAUCAGCAUGUCAUCUCUAGCAACUGGACAGAGGCUGCUAGAUAUUCUUGUGCAAAUCACUGGGUCAUCUAACUCAAUGACUAGAAUAUAGGCAGAAAUCCUCUUCAUCCCUAAAGUGAUUUAUUUGUAGCCGCCAUUGUGUUGUGAGCCAUAAGGUUACCUGCAUUAACCAGCAAACAUGCUUGCUAUUGGGGAACUUAUAUUGGGGUUCUGGGCUAACAGUUGGAUUUUGACAUAGCAGUCAUGAGUCAGUUUAUGCAACUGUAACUCUCAGGGUGAGGAGGGGUAAAAUCGGAUGGAUUUCUUUAGAAAAGAGUACCCCUUUCUGGAUGUUUCUUUGCAAAUGCUACAACGCCAAAGGCUACAUACUGCAGUUAAUCCUUUGCCCAUUCAGUGGGGUGGUGAUAAAUUCUCAUCAUGGGUCUCUUUGGUGCUGUAGUAGAGAGUUCUAGAUCUUGUCUUCCACAUACCCUUGUCCUGGAUCCAAAGAUCUGCUCCCAUGAUGUCAGGCAGCUCCAACAUAGUUGGUAUUUCUAAGCAAUAAGAAGUCAGAACACAGGCUUUUUAUGGAAAACAUUAUGCAUUAAACAUGCAUGACUUGAAGCAAACUAAAAGUGAAAAUUGAAGUAAAGAGCAAGUAACCUUUCUUCUGUACUAUGCUUAAUGUUGAAGAGCAAAUGUCAGUUGAGCUGCCAGGUAUAUUUGUUGAUGUCAGCUGAAGAGAUAACUGCAAAUAUACAUAGAGGCAUGUAGAAUGGUACUCAUAUCAACUGUGCAAGUAUAUGAAAAUUCUUUUUUAUGCUGUCCAUUUUGCAUAUUCACUGGAAGAUGUGCAGAAUGUGCACAAAUUGGUAAAUGGUUUUCCAUUGAGCUUACAUUGACUCCAGUGUAUAUUUAUGAGUUUUUUUUUUAAUAUAUCCUGACAUAAGUACAUGGACUAGAGUUUUACAUUAAUUCUAGUAGUUUAUAUAACUUUUGGGUAACUUCAAACAGUAACCACGCUAAAGAAUUGUCUUUUCUUUAGCUAUGUAUUUUCUGUUAAAUUUCAUUUAUUGUGGUCCUGGUGUGCUCUGGUGCUACCCCAUGCCAUCAUUAUCAAAUGGACAUAAGACUGUGAAUAUAGCUUUAAUUUGGGGAAUAUCUGAGGACUCUAGAUGAAUUUUGAUUUUGACAGAGGUAGGAAUACCCUUUAAAACUACAGACUUGUAAAGUAGGGGUUGACAGUAAUGCCCCUAAAGAUGUCUUACGGUUACAACUUUAGUCAGGCCUAAUUAGCAAUACUGAGUGAUUGCAAAGAAAUUGUAGUCCCCAAACAUCUGGAAGGACACAGUUGCCCACCCCAGUUGUAAAGUGUGUAGAAUUAAAUGUGGUUGAAAUCUUCCAGAAGGCUUAGUAAAUAUGAGCAUUUUGUGUGGUUGACCACAACAAUCUGCCCUCUGGGGAGAUGUCUUGCACUUGUCCUUUAGACCAUUCUCAUAGUUGGUUUACUUCACUUUCUCUGACAUACAACCUAUCUAGUCAUAUGUAUUAUCAUUUCACAUUAUAAAUUAUGUAAGCUUCCAGUUGUUUUUCCACAUUGGAAGCCAUGUUUUAUAAAAAACAAAAUAUAGGGAAAAUAAACAACUAACUAAAGCACAAUUUUUUUUCUUUCAUUCAUGCUUACAUUUGGUGUCAUUCUGUUUUCACAUUGGGAAGAUUAAGCAAAACAUAAAUAUUUAAAUGCAAUAAUUAUGGAAUGUGGAGAGCAGGAAAGUUUUCCUUUAGCACUUGUUGCACACUGGCAUUGUCUCUCUGUGGAAAGAAACUCAGGGUCAUUUUGGUUCAGGGGUUCCUUGCUUUUCCUAGCAAGUUUCCUGUUCCACAAGUCAUUGCCCACUCUUCCUAGAUUCUGAAGUUAUUUUCCUUUAAACAAAAUUUGGACCGUAUGUUAUAACUGCUCUCUUUUGAUUAUGGUGAUGCUUCAUGCCCUGUACUUAAUUAAAUGUUGAAGUAGUACCACUCCAGUGCUCUCCUUCCAAUUGUGCCAAUUUUAUAUUAUUCCUCUUUUAAAAUAGGAUUUCUGUCUUCAGAAAACAUUGGUUACUCUGUUUUGUGUUAACUCUCUCUGGUGUUUUUGUUAGAGAACGAGUUGCAUGGAAUUCAGUUAGAUGUUCAGCAGUGUUUGUCAGAGUUGCAGUCAUGGAAUCAACAGUCAAGUAUUCUAAGGGCUUGUGUCAAUCCUGAUUGGUCUCUGUCCAUGCUUCCAGCUCACUGUUGAGAAUUCAGGACACUUGGAACAUGAAUCUGACAUUGUUUCAACAGUGUGCUGUGUAAAAGACAAGAAAUCUAUUUGUUUGCUUCUGAAGAAAGGUUUUAGGCACAGCUCUGGAAGCUUUUAAAAUUGUGUUAAGCACAGCUUUGGAAGAUGGGAGUUGGACAGUUACAAUGAAGCUGUGUAAUGUGUUUUUUACAUUGAAAAUAAAUUGUCUUUUUUAAUAAAA